This is a messenger RNA of Leptomonas pyrrhocoris, 1305 nucleotides long. Its product is annotated as PfkB domain-containing protein. NCBI's taxonomy places the organism in Eukaryota, Euglenozoa, Kinetoplastea, Trypanosomatida, Trypanosomatidae. The record is from RefSeq and is a predicted model, not a curated record. Bases 97 to 1305 code for a protein of 402 amino acids. The transcript has a single exon.
AGAUUUAACGUCACACUCUUCAAAAAGUAAAACGGCAAAAAAAAACAACGUAAAUCUACUCUACUUUUUUCUUUUUUCAUUCACUCUCUUUCAAUCAUGGCGUCGAUCUCUGGCACUGGAUGCUGCGUCAUCGACUACCUGUACACAAACAUCGAUUUCAACAGCUCCUCGUUCAAGAAGUACCAGUCCAAAAGGGACGGCGAUGGUGGGGUUAAUCCCGGGCAUCUGUCUUUUGUGGAAGCGUGGGAAAAAUUCGCCGGAAAGCCGCUCAACGAAAUUCGCAAGGAGCAGGGAUGGAUGCGUGAACCGGACACGUACAACCUCGGCGGACCGUGCAUCGUUGCGCUGGUGAACGCUGCGCAACUGACUUCAGCGACAAAGUCGCACGUCAAAUAUUUUGGUGCACACGGCCGCGAUAAAACCGGGAAGCGCAUCCGUUCCAUCUUGGAGAAAACACCCGUUGAUAUUUCCAACUACAAGGAGAUUGAGGGAGAGUCGCCGUUCUGUGUGUGCCUCUCUGAUCCCAACUACGCCAAUGGACACGGUGAGCGCUGCUUUGCCAUUAAUAUCGGUACUUUGGGCCUGAUUGACAGCAAAUUGCUUGGUGAUGACUUCUUCAAAUCUGACAUUUUGUAUUUCGGUGCCACCGCACUCGCCCCGAUUGUGCACGAUCAUCUCACCUCGCUGUUGCACCGUGGCCGCAGCGAGGGGCGCGUGAAUGUUGUGGGAACAGUUUACGACCACCGCAAUCAGGCACGGAAUCCGCACGCCCGCUGGCCUAUGGGCGAAAGUGAUGAUUCGUUCAAGUACAUGGACCUGUUGAUGGUUGACUGGGACGAGGCGCUGCGCAUUUCCGGCACCGAAGACAUCAACGCGGCCUGCAAUUUCUUCAUCCGUAUGGGUGUGGGCUCAUUCACCAUCACACACGGUUCUGAGCCUUUCUGCGCUUGGUCGGGCGGCAAGCUGUUCAAGCCACUCCCGAUCUCGUGGUUCCCGAUUUGCAAGGCUGUGACGGAGGAUCUUGCUGCUCACCCUGCGCGGCGCGGCGACACGACGGGAUGUGGCGACAACUUUGCUGGUGGCAUUCUUGGGUACCUCUCCGAAGCCCUUGGGUCUGGCAAGUCUGUUGGUCAGCUGGAUCUCGUAGAUGCGGUGAUUUGGGGAACGGCCUCUGGCGGUUUUGCGUGCUUCUCUGUUGGCGGAACGUACAUUGAGAGCAAGCCGGGUGAGAAGCGGCGGCAUAUCGAGCAUUACAUGCGGAAGUAUCGUGAGCAAAUCAAGGCAGGGUCGAAUGCGAAAUUGUAA